CGAUAGACCGUUAUGGAACCGGCGACAGUUUGAUUCAAUUUGAUCAUCAUUACAAAACCGUGAAAAGUGAAAAUGGAAAGUGGCCUAAUAAAAAUAUUGCUGUGCGGCUUCUGCCUUGUGGUAGUUGCAACUGCCUGGCCGAUAACUUCGGAUACCGAUGCCGAAUUUUCCGGUGACCGCUUCGAGGGUGAUAUGGUUCUGUCUGUAGCUCAAAAAAAGGCCAUUUUCAGUGGUGAACGCAAUGGACUGCUGGACGAAAGCUACCGUUGGCCCAACAAUACGCUGUACUACACAAUUGAUACGACGAAUUUUACAAGCGACCAAACGCACUACAUUCGGAAGGCGUUGGACCACCUCGAGGAAGUUUCCUGUCUAAGGUUUGUGGAGACGGAUGCCGGUUGUUCGUCGUGCGUUCGGGUAAUCGGUGAUUCUGGCGGUUGCUACUCGGAAGUCGGCUAUCUGGGCACGGUACAGGAUUUGAAUCUGGCCCCGAACCGACCGGAAAGUGGAUGCUUUCGAUUGGGAACGAUAAUGCACGAGUUCCUGCACGCCCUCGGAUUCUACCACAUGCAGAGUGCCAGCAAUCGGGACGAUUAUGUGACCAUCGUUUGGGAUAAAAUUACCUCCGGUAUGGAGCAUAACUUCAUCAAGUACCAGGCUAGUGAAGUGAGUAGCUUCGAGACCCAGUAUGACUAUGGGAGUGUGAUGCAUUAUCCGGGAACGGCGUUCAGUGUUGAUGGCAGUUUGACUAUUAUUCCCAAGGAUCCGAAUGCAACGAUUGGACAAAGAGAACGGCUCAGUGAAAGUGAUAUUUUAAAACUCAAAAGAAUGUACAGCUGUUAGAACGGUCGAGAGUAACAUUGAUAAGCGGUUUGUGAUGUAGAUGUAGAUUAAAAUGUAUUUGGUUCCAACGGGAACAAUCUAAUUAA
This is a messenger RNA of Uranotaenia lowii, 929 nucleotides long. Its product is annotated as zinc metalloproteinase nas-15-like. Lineage: Eukaryota; Metazoa; Arthropoda; Insecta; Diptera; Culicidae. The transcript has 3 exons. The record is from RefSeq and is a predicted model, not a curated record. Gene Ontology annotation, molecular function: metalloendopeptidase activity; zinc ion binding. Gene Ontology annotation, biological process: proteolysis. The coding region runs from base 73 to 843 and encodes 256 amino acids.